This is a messenger RNA of Rhodotorula toruloides NP11, 4185 nucleotides long. RefSeq names its product C2 domain protein. NCBI's taxonomy places the organism in Eukaryota, Fungi, Basidiomycota, Microbotryomycetes, Sporidiobolales, Sporidiobolaceae. The record is from RefSeq and is a predicted model, not a curated record. The transcript is spliced from 13 exons. The coding region runs from base 1 to 4185 and encodes 1394 amino acids.
AUGACGACUCGGACGCAGAGAAGCGGGCACAGCUCGCUGGGAGACGAUCAGGAUGUGUACGCAUAUGCACUCAGGGUCGCUGUCUUGAGCUACAACAUCGCCCGCGCCGGUCACGCCGCCCGCUCGCCCGCUCCAUCCACCUCCUCUCCCUCAACCGCGAAUUCGACACAUGCGUCCUCACUCGUCCGGCCUAGCGUUCGACAGUCAGUCACUGGGUCCAUGAGGCCCUCUGAAGGCUGGACGAACGCGCUUACGUCGCUCGGAGACGUCUUCAAGGACUCGUCCUCGAGCGCGAACAAGUCGUCUCGCUUCCCGAAGGACUUUGUCAAGGCGCUCGACCAGCGAAUGGAGCGGAUAGCGCGAGGAUCCGACUCUGCGCACGCCGACCCGCUGUUCCGACAGACUGUCGGCGCGUUCUACACGACCUACGCCCAGCCCAGCUUCCAGAAGAAGCUGAAGGAGAACCGGCAGAUCGAGGAGGUCAUCCUCAUGUUUGUCACGACGGCGUCGGGCAUCCUGAAGAAGCGGCUCGAGGGCGACGAGUGGAAGGCGCAGUUGAAUGCGCAGGUCGGGCGGUUCGUGGGCGUUGUCCGCGACACGCUCAAGACGUGCAGUCGCGUGCCGAGCGAGCUCGUCAACCGCCUCGACUCGUACUGCGCCAAGCUCGCUGAGGCGCCUGCCCCGCAGAGUCACGAGCGAACUGCGUCAAACAGUAGCGGCAAUAGCCCCUACUACUCGCCUCACCCUGCAUCUUCCGCCCUCCCGCCUUCCUCUCCAACUCUCGGGCGACAGAGCCUCGACAUUCCUUCCGCCAGUUCCGUCAACCUCGAAGACAUGCCGCACGUGCGAGCUGUCGGCGCGAUUUUCGGCAAGUCGGAAGCGGAGCUCAAGCAGGACGUCGUACGCUUGCGAAGAUCCUGUUCGGAGCAGGCUGCCUUCAACGACCUGAAGAGCAUUAUCAACGCCGUCGCUCAACUUUCCGUCUCUUCCCGUCCCGCUCCUUCGUCCACUUCGCAAACCUCUUCCAGCAGCCGGUUUCCGUUUCACCGCGACGAGUUCGACUCGGAGGAUGCGUUCCUGGCGUGGAAGAAGCAGGAGAACGACGAGCUGCAGGAGCUUCUGCUCGAGAUGACGAUGCGGAAUCCAGAUUUGGUCAAGGGUGGCGGCGCGACACUUGCGCCCGAUGGAGGAGCGGAGUUGACGAGUCGAAGAAGCUCCCGAAGCUCCCUCGUCCUCGUCGGCACGGACGGCUCGGCCCUCGACGUCGACGAUCGACCCGGCUCUUCCUCCGACACUUCGAAUUAUACAUUCGUCCCGCCCGAUCCUCGUCUCUAUUAUCGACGACUCUACUCUCUCGCCCUCGAGCACGACUACGCCCUCAUGUCCACCUUGCCGCCAGAUCAGGACGUCUCCCUCACCAUCCUCUCGCCGCUCAACGAGCAACUUCUUCGCGACUGUCAGACGCGCUGGCGCGUUCCGAAUACCACCCGGGCCGCGACGUUCGCCAACCUUAUUGCCGGUCUCUACAAGGACCAGGGCGUUCCCGAAGAAUGCGUCGGCGAAGCGCUCGACCUGGUCAAGCGCGAGGAGGACAAGUGGCGGUACUGGCGAUGGCCGACGGCAGAUCGACAACAGCUCUUCAAGGCCCUCUCGCUACUCUUCGACACCCUCCUCACCCGCUUCUUCGAGAUCUUCCAGGGCCUCCUAGGUCUCCCCUUCUCCGUCGUCGUUCCCCUUCUCCAGCAGAUCCACGAAGAUCAGCUCUACUCGUCGAGUAUUGGUUCGCUCUUGCCGACAACGCUGAGCGAGCUCGAGAUGGGCAUGAAGAAGUUUGUCGCCAUGGCGUUCGAGGAGAAGAUGGCUGACGCCGACUCGAAGGAACGGGCAUCCGACCUGGAGCCUUGGAUUGAGAUGCUGAUGUGGAUUAGGGAGGAGGUCAAGGGAUAUGACCGAGCCUUUCCAGAGAAGCUCUGCGGCCAAAUCGACCCACCUGCUCUCUUCCUCUCCGUCGCCGCCCCUCACUUCGUCCACUACCUCGACCGGUCCCGCUCGACACUCCACGCCGCCGCAGCUCAGCAGAACAGCGAGUCGACCGACGCCGACCUUCUCGAGCUUUAUCACGGCGUGCGAGAGCUCAAAGACAUGCACCAGGCCUUCCUGCCAGACGAACCGCUCGAGAUCGACUUUUCCGCUUGGUUCGAGCCGUUCGUGCGGAGAUGGCUCGCGACGACCGAUACGCAGACGAGCGAGUGGGUCAACCGUGCGAUCAGCAAGGACCAGUUCGAGCCGGAGGAGACGGCCACCCACUCUUCGUCCAUCGUUGACCUUAUCGACUCGUGCAAGGCCCCUGUCGACUUCAUCCUUCGUCUCAAAUGGCCAAACGAGUACGAGCACGCCAAAUUUCUCACCGGCCUUUCGAGGACUGUCGCCAAGUCGAUCGAGCAAUACGCAAAUCAGCUCGAGGCGAUGUUCAUCGACGAAAUGUUCCCUCGCAAGCCGGACGAGGCGCUCAACCAGGAUGUCGCGCGUCCGUCAGCCUGGCUCACGAAGGCCAAGAUGGUCGUGCAGGGCGACAAGAAGAUCGAACCAUUUGAGUUUCAAGCUGCGAGCUGCAUCAAGCUCAACAACAUCCAGGCUGCGCGCCGGCUGCUGGACACGAUGUACAACACGCUGGACGCUGACCGCGUCUCACGCAUCGUCGAGAUCAACACGCCGCCGCCACCGCCGAAUGCCCCGACCACGCCGCCCCGCUACCUCUUCACGGUCAAGAUCGUCCUCUGCGAGAACCUCUCCCCGCCGACCGGCAACUCGCGCACGAAGAAGCUCGACCCGUUCCUGAUCCUCUCCGACCCAGCUGGCUACCGAGUCGCCAAGACGCGAACGCUAUACGAGACGAAUGACCCACGCUGGGACGAAACGCUCGACAUCUCGGUCAAGGGAGACCUCUGGCUUCGUGCGACCGUCUACAACCGCAACCUCGUCGACCACCAUGAUCACGUCGGCUGCGCGUACAUCCACCUCGACCCGCGCAAGUUCAGCGACUUUCUCGCUCAGGACGUGUGGUAUCGCCUCGAGGACCAGUCGCGGAGACCGCUCGAUAGCAGGCUGCUCCUCCGCAUCUCGAUGGAGGGAGAGAAGGACGACAUACAGUUCUACUUUGGCCGAGCGUUCAGGAGCUUGAAGCGAGCCGAGGGCGACAUGAUGUCGCCAUUCGUCCGCCACUACAUCUCGCACCAAAACCUCCGCUCGCUCCUCAAAACGGGCACGUACAACCUCGACCUCGAGAAAGUGCGCGGCAACCUCGACAAGGGCGUGCGCAACCUCAACGCUUAUGUCCGCGACGCACUCGCCGCGUCGACGAGCUCGAACACGUCGACUUUGCUCAUCCCGCCCGUUGAGGACCCGAAUGCUCCGACAGCUGUCACGCUCGAGCGGCUCGAACAGCGCAAAAAGGGCAAGGGCCCGCUCACCGACAUCGAGAUCGAGAACGCCAUUGGCGACCUGCUCGACUACUUUGAGGUGACGUUCGCGACGCUGAAAGAGUCACUCACGCCGGAUGCUUGGCAACUCGUCUCGAUGCGUCUGUGGAAGGAGAUCCUCACGACGAUUGAGGGGUUGCUCGUCCCGCCACUCAGCGACCGGCCAACCGAGAUGCGACCGUUGAGCGAGAAGGAGGUCGACGUCGUCUACAAGUGGCUCGGGUUCCUAGUCAACUUUUUCCAUGGCGGUGGCGAGGGCGUCCCGCUCGAAGACCUCCGCAACGCCAAGUACCUCGAGCUCAUUGAGGCGCGGAUGUACUACGAAUGGAGCACGGACGACCUCAUGCGCGCGAGCGUCGAGACGAUGCAACGGCAGCUCACGAACCGCUCCGACUCGCUCAUGGCGCGGUCCAAGUCGGUCUACCAGCAGCGCAACCUCGGAACAAUCCGGGCGCGCAAGAUCGAGAAGCAGCAGAAGAUGACGAGUUCGGGCGAGAUGAUUCUGCGCAUCCUGCGCAUGCACCCCGGCACGACCGACUUUCUCGGCACGCAGAUCGCGACGAUGCACCGCAUGCAGGCGGAGCAAGCGCGCAAGCAGCAGCUCCAGUCGCAGCGCGGCAGUCUGCAGCGCUCAGUCGGCAAGGGCGGACGAGGGACGGGAGGAGGAGCAGCGAGGGACGGGUUGGCUUCCAUCGCAGACGAGUGA